This is a messenger RNA of Nymphaea colorata (pocket water lily), 2008 nucleotides long. RefSeq names its product transcription factor PCL1-like. The transcript is spliced from 2 exons. The coding region runs from base 979 to 1980 and encodes 333 amino acids. NCBI's taxonomy places the organism in Eukaryota, Viridiplantae, Streptophyta, Magnoliopsida, Nymphaeales, Nymphaeaceae. The record is from RefSeq and is a predicted model, not a curated record. Gene Ontology annotation, molecular function: DNA binding; DNA-binding transcription factor activity. Gene Ontology annotation, cellular component: nucleus. Gene Ontology annotation, biological process: regulation of DNA-templated transcription.
AGCCCUAUCCUAUGUCCACCAUUUGACUCCAUCUUGUCUACAUCUUAGAUCAUAAGAUCUCAAAUGACUUCAGAUCUAAGAUCUAAAGCAACCAAACACGAUCUAAAGUUUAGACUUUAAGGUUUAUGGGCUGCUUGUGGACGAGGCUGCACAAAGAAUCAGCUGUUUUUUUCAGGAGGCUGCGCAGAUACUCGACGCUCAUAACAACUGGUGGUAGCCGCCGGAAAGGAAGAGGAAAAAUUGAAGGCAGUUGGUCUUUAACGCAGAAAACGUUGAGAGCCCGCUAACGUUCUCCAAAGAAAGGUGUGCUUUUUGCGACAGAAAGAACGCUGUGCUUUUUCUGACAGAGGACCGGGGAGCUCAGCAGAACCGGGCAGGCGGGCACCACACCAUAGUUUCAAAAAGCCCCAGAAAUAUUUUCUUUUUUUCUUUUGACAUUUUCUUCUGUCAUCAUAAUCUCGAGUUUUCCACAAUCGGUGCCAUGUGAAACUCCUUUCUCAAACAGGGGGCUGCUGAAUUUCGCACAAAGAACGCAAAAAAAAAAUUCCAAGCACAGGAAACCUAGGUACGUGGUCAGAAAAGCGAUCCAGAUAUUAGAUAUUUCCGGCCGGUUUACCACGUGGAUAGUAGGACCCAUGGCUGCGUGGCAGAAUUGCACUUUUCCAUCCUUAACCAAGCACAAUCUACAAGGUUCCCCGCAAAGAUAUUUCCACGACCCUUACAACAAAUAUUUUCCCCUUCUCCUUUCUCCGGUUCCUGUAAAUUAUCAGGCCGAUUUAUCACGGGCACCGACUUAUUGGAAUGGAAGUCCUGAUAAUGGAAUUUGGGUGAUGGGUUCUGAAGAAUACAGGAAAAGAGGUGACCAGAUUGGGUGCAAUUAGAGCGUUUGCACCAUGGUGUUAGUUUUGUGAUUGGGAGGGAAGAUCUCUCGUGCUUAAAUUUCGGGUGAUACUUGGGUAGAGAGUUUGAUCAGAAGAUAUGGGGGAAGGCAAUGAAAUGGUCGAUUUUGAUGCAGGGGAGGUGCGAGUGACGGAGUGGGAGGAGGGGUUGCCUCGCGAAGAGGAAUUGAUGCCUCUUUCACAGACCUUGUUCCCUCCUUUGCUCGCUUCGGCCUUCAGCAUCGUGCCGGAACCUUGCCGGAGCAUGCUUGACGUAGACCGUGCAACGCAGAACACGAUCAGGAAUCUCCGGCGCAGGUUUGAGACGGGAGUUCUGGAACACAAUUGGAAAACGCUUCCGACAUCCUCUAUGCGUGAUGGUUCUUUCGUUCUCGAGGACGAUGGUGGUAAUGGUGGCGAUGACUGUUCCCUCGGGGAGGAAAACGAAGGCAAGAAAGGGCGGAGGUAUUCGGAGGGGGAUAUGGAAGAGGCUGAAUCUGGGCUGAGGCCUGAGAAUUCACACGACGAACAGUCGGCGCGAGCGCUGAAGCGGCCGCGGUUGGUGUGGACUCCACAGCUGCACAAGCGAUUUGUCGAUGUCGUAGGUCAUUUGGGUAUCAAGAACGCGGUGCCGAAGACAAUUAUGCAAUUGAUGAACGUGGAGGGCUUGACGAGAGAGAACGUGGCCAGCCAUCUGCAGAAGUACCGGCUGUAUCUCAAGAGGAUGCAAGGUUUACCAAAUGAAGGUCCAUCCUCUUCUGAUCAACUCUUCUCCUCUACACCUGUGACAAACAGCAUCGCUGGACGGCCUUACGCAGGUUCACAGCGUGAGGAAUCAUCCAAGCACAUGCCUGUGCCCAUGCCCUAUGCCGCUCCUUUUGUCCCGAUGCCUGUGGUUGGAGUAGCACAUGGCCAUGGUCCUCCUGCAAUGCCUAUCGUCGCCCCUGGUGUGUAUAAUGGGUUCGAGACACAUCCCUGUAGUGGGAGCGGCAGAUACUUCGUUCCACAGAGAAUCUUACCAGGAGACCAACAAAGAGAAUGGUCGUGUAACACUUUUCAGUCGGUUAUGCCAUAUCCUUAUGUUACUCCUAACAAUAAAUGAACAGCAUAUUUAAUUUUUUCUUUUCUCA